Aethalodelphis obliquidens (Pacific white-sided dolphin) is the source of this 1707-nucleotide messenger RNA. It is a transcript of the gene BAALC, whose product is annotated as BAALC binder of MAP3K1 and KLF4. The coding region runs from base 1 to 438 and encodes 145 amino acids. Lineage: Eukaryota; Metazoa; Chordata; Mammalia; Artiodactyla; Delphinidae. The record is from RefSeq and is a predicted model, not a curated record. Gene Ontology annotation, cellular component: cytoplasm. The transcript is spliced from 3 exons.
AUGGGCUGCGGCGGGAGCCGGGCGGAUGCCAUCGAGCCCCGCUACUACGAGAGCUGGACUCGCGAGACGGAGUCCACAUGGCUCACCUACACCGACUCGGACGCGUCGCCCAGCAACGCCACCCCGGACAGCGGCCCCGAGGCGGGCGGCCUGCACGCAGGUGGGCUGGAAGAUGGCAUGUCCUCCAACAGUGUGCCCCGAUCGACAGCCCCAAGUGGAAUAUCCAACCCAGAGAAGAAGAUGAGCUGUGGGACCCAGUGCCCAAAUCCCCAGGGCCUCAGCUCAGGCCCCUUGACCCAGAAACAGAAUGGCCUCCGGACCACAGAGGCUAAAAGAGACACUAAGCGGACGUCUGGAAAAGAAGUCACCAGUAACGUCGCAGACAGCAUCCGACAGGUGGACAGAAGUCGAAGAAUCACAAAGAACUGCGUCAACUAGCAGAGUGUUCAGCCAGUUGAAGGGCAGAGGGACUUCUCUGGUGCCCUUCACAUCCUGGACCCCAUCACGGAACCUUGAAGACGUGGGUAGCCCUUGCCGUGUGGGAACGCUGCUGAGUGCCUCGGGAGACUGUCUUAGCCUGUUGGGACGUUCUCAGCCUCCUAUUUAUCUCGUAAAUGCAUUGGCAGAGUACUCCCACAGGGUAAUAAACUGCAAAUGUAUGUUCAGUUUGCCCCUUGCAACUGCUGCAGUGUGGUCUGAUGGAAAAGUGGCGAGCAAAAGCACAGGCCAGUUUAGGAAACAGAAAAGUAGAAGGGGUAGGUUCCUGGCUGAAAGAGGCACAGUCGGUUCUGAGCUCUCCUGGCCAUGGUCGUGCGCACUGUUUCAGGCAAGCUUAUUCUUUCAUUCUUCCUUUUUGAAAUACCACCAUCUCAAAACUUACUGUGUUCACUUAAACGUUGGCUUUCACCCAACUCUAAACCCACAUGUAUGAGGAAUCAAGAAACAGGAAAACUCUCUGUUACCCUUGUUUCCUUAGCUCAGGAUGAGGUGGAUUCAGAUCCAAUUUUACACAAACUAACCCCACCAACACCCAUGGUAUGUCCCAGGGAGGGCCUCUGUGAUACAGUCACACCCAUUUCUCUCUCAUCUGCUUUCAGCAUCCUUCCGGGCCAGGGUCCACGUCAGCCUCUGAACCAUAGUAUCAUGGUAGUGGUCACCUCGGAGCCCUCAGGGUUCAGCAGACAUUGCAUUUUUCCAGCUUUCCACUUCCCUUUGCUUGUGUUCUUGAGUGUUUUUUCUCUCCAAUAAGGCCAUUUGCAGUUGUUAAUCAAAGACCAGGCUCACAAGAGGGAGAAAAUCUGGAAGAUGUUGGCUUCCCUUUGGCCUCUCUGCACAGCCUGGGACUGUGUCAUUUGGUAUCUGCAAAGGAAUUGCUUUAAGAUGUCAGUAACUAGUUGGUGUGCGUUCACAUGGACAUUAGAUCCACAUGCACUGUGUUAGAAAUCUGUAGCUGAGGCAGUAAAAAAAACAAAAUUGGUAGGAAUAAAAUUUUCUAGCAUUUCUUUAAACAUGUUAAGGUGGAAGUAUUUUCCUCCGAAGUAAUGUAGCAUGAUUUUUAAAGGACUGUCAACAUGCCUGGAAUUAGGAAAGGUAGGACUAAAGUUGUACCGAAUGAUACCAAUAAACUCCAUGUUUAGCAGAAAUAGGUAGUCUGAUGGUGUGUAUUUAUCUAUCAUAGUCCAGAGAAGGUUAAAAAUUCAGAUACUU